CGAACCCCAGAAUAUUAUUUCCAUGUUCCACCUCACCUGAGCUGACGGACUGACUGACUGUUUUCCAGCGCGGGGGGAAACUAGACCAAGCAACAAGCUGCCAGCGGGAGCUAAGAGGGCCGGAUCCAGGGGACGGAAACAUCCACCCACCACCUCACACAAACACAGCCACUCCUGCGCCGAGACGUUUACGAAGCUUGGAAGCCAGCCUCGGCGCGCGGGCAGCUCGACGCACUUGACUUGACUGCCGGCUGCCCGACUUAUUUUACUGCCCGUCGGCCACCAAGGAGCGGCAUCGUCUUCCUCGUCCACUUUCACUUUCGAACCGUCGUCGCAGACCACUCGAUAACCACAACCACAACCACCACCAUGAACAAUCACGACAUCCUCGACGAGGAGCCACCCCCUUCUUACGAGGAGGCCACCGGCCGCCCGUCCAUCACCCACCGCCCCGGACAGAACGGAGCCCAGCCGCCGACAUUACCACCAAGGCCCUCAAACAACAAGAUCAACACCAACGGGCCCGUCACGCCGGGCGGCCCGGCAUCACCAACCGUCACCCCACACACGCCGGCCCAGACCUUCCAGCAGAUCCUCCCCGUCUCCCAGCAGGCCACCGCCAGGCAGUUCCCGCCCGCCUUCAACCUCUACCGCGACGCCUUCCCGGGCGGGCCGCGCUCCUACUUCCUCGCCGAGCACCAGGUCUCCCCGCUCUACUCCGUCACCGCCGGCUGGACCGCCGCCGCCUCCGGCUCCAGCCUGGUCCUGCACAACGGCCCCAGCGACGACCACGCGCCCCUCGCCACCGUCGCCUACGACAUGACCGGCCGCCACAUGCGCGUCAGCCUGCCGCCCCUGCCCGGCCGCCCCGCCUCCGGCCCCGUCCACGUCCAGACCCCGACCUUCAUGAGCGCCAAGUUCGCCUUCACCGUCGAGGUCCCCUGGCCCGGCCCCGCCGCCGGCCCCGCGACCACCUACCGCAUGGAGUCCUUCGAGUGGCGCAGGAGCAACAGCCUCGCCAUCGGCGGGCUGGGCGGCCGCUCCCAGGGCUGGAAGCUCGUGCGCAUCAGCAACGAGCUGCCCCCGGGCGGCCUGGCCGUCUCGGGGAGCGGGCCCCCCGCCGGCGACGGGCACGAGGUCGUGGCCGUGUGCACAGACGCCGUCAUGAGCAUGACUAAGCUGUUUAAGUUCUCGUUCCUGGGGACGGGGCUGUCGGGGGCUCUCGGGGAGCGCUGGGCGGUCAUGGCCGUCACUACGGGGCUCGUCAUUUGGGAUCAGGAGCGCAGGAGGGACUAGGACUCUUUCUGGUGAAGCCGGACUGGGUAGUUCUGGCUGUGUGGACCUUGUGGGCGGCUCCGUCCAGGAGGGUAGGGUGUGACUGCAUGGGAUGGAAUCUAGCAUUGGACUUUUCGGCAUGGAGCUGAUGGGACGAGGGAGUUCAGGCGCAACGUGACAAGUGCUUUUGCAGCUUUGUCGCCCGUGGAGUGAGGGCGGUGUUCUUUGGAUGUUUGAUGGGGUUUUUUCGAGGGAGCGAUGGGGCUUAUUAGAAUUUCAGUCUGGCCAGAAUGAUACCACUUUUUACUUCACCCUGGGUCACAUUUGAAAUCGAGUAUAUGGGCAGACUUUGCUUGAGUGACACAAAGUGACCUCGACGGAACCAGGGCUUCUUCACACGCUUCAAAGUAUUAUUUUCAUCCCCACUUUAAGAAGGACUAUCGUAGCCAUCCUCAGAAAUACCUUUUCUCCAUCAUCAUUCUCCAAUACAUCAUGUUCCACACUCUCUAAGAUACUAGCUCCUGGGAGGCCGUAUGUAAUCUGCAAUGAGCUGCUUGAUGCUCUUUUGCUUGCGCACUGGCCUGGACGGCGACCUGACCCGGGUCGCACAGCUCGGUGCUGAGGCUCUCCUCUCCACGCGUUCCCGGGGCACAGAUGUGUUGCUGAACGUGACACGUCUCCCCAUGCCGGGCAGGUCAGUGUUGGCCCGCGAGAGGGUGCCCUUUGGUGGUGCAAGGUUCGCGUCUCCCCCUUCGCUCGAUGUUUCCGAGGACAGCGCCCGCCGCUCCGAAUCAACGUGCCCUGGUACUGCGUGGGCAUCCCCACCCUCCCUCGCAUUAUCGUCGCCUGCCUCCUGG
Molecule: messenger RNA, 2132 nt
Organism: Diaporthe batatas
Lineage: Eukaryota; Fungi; Ascomycota; Sordariomycetes; Diaporthales; Diaporthaceae
Exons: 1
Coding region: 370-1296 (308 amino acids)
Source: RefSeq, a predicted model, not a curated record